GUCAUUCGGUACGCUACAGUCGUGGUCGCUUUACAUCAUUUACAUAAUUUAAUAUUGACUUUAUAUUUCGGUCAGUUCCUGGAAUGUUUGAAAGUGACGCUUCUUUAUACACAAUAACCAUGAUGGAGUCCGAGCCCAUAUUCGUGAAUGGGAGGAAAUAUUUUUCCAGGAAUUUUUUCCUGUGGGAAACUGAAAUUAUUUGUCUCUUGUCUUAAAUACUUUUUCUGUACAUUCUAUUACUUGAAAAACUAAUUCAGGACUUGCUCAGACUUAUGUGAUUUGUGUUUAGCUGAGGGAAAAGUGUUUGAAAUGGACGCAAUAAGCGUAAUAGCAGAAAGUCUGCUCACAAUUGACGAGGAAGCUCGUGAACUAAUUGCCCUGAAGAGAGAAGUGAAGAAGGAAAAAGAUGAUGAGUCACAGGAGAUUAAUGAACAAAGCUACUCUAAGAAAGAGAUGGAGAAAGGAGAAAAUAAGGAGCUUGAGCCACCAGCCACAGUAUUUCGUAAGGUGAAAAAAGAGAUUACAGAAGAACAUGAGGACUCUUUUGCAACGUGCAGGGAAGAUGUUUCCGAUGCUGUUGAAGAAUGUGAGGAGAGGCCUGGUACAGGGUGAAAACUUCCCGUGUUUAGUGUGCAGAAAUAGAGAUAGAGUGACAGGUGCCCACAAAUGCAUUAUUUGUAACAAAAAUGUACACCUAUUGGUUGAGUAUUCUCUACCAAUGCAAGGAGGAGGAUGUAGAGAAACAUGAAUUUGUGUUAAAUGUCUUGGCUUCAAGUGACAGUCAGUGUAGCAAAUAAUUUCAUUGAAUGAAAAAGACAAGACUGGAUUGGUCUUGUCUAGAAAUCUAAUGAAAAUGGAAGAAAAUAUUUCCAUACAUUAAUAGAGAUUUUCAUGAAACAGACUUCAUCAUUCACCCAAAGCUGACCAAAAUUCCAGUUUUAUGAAAUAGAAAUUAACAAGUCUGAAUGCUGCCGUAUUCAAAGGAAAAAUCACGUUUUAAGAAAUACAUGUGCCUUCAGUUGCUAUUUUAAAUGUUAUUGAGAGAAGAAAUAGACAAUCAGCUUGAAAAUUUGUCAGACAAACUAAUCUAUUGUUAAAAGUGAUCCUGAAUGCAAAAAAGAAAUUGGUAUUACAUCUAACACAUACAAGCAACGAGCAGAGUUAUUGAAACAUGAUAAAUUAUCUGUGUUAAAAGAGCUACUAGGAAAUUCUGCUCAACUUAGGUGUAUGCCAAAUUAAGGCAAAAAAGCAGAACACACAUUAAUUAAUCAAUCAUGACAAUAAACAAUCAUUCCAAUGAGGGUUGGAGAUGACUUUUUGCCAAAUCAAACUACUAUUACAGUACAAAGUAGCCUCCUAUCGUCAUCUCCAAAUUUCGGAAAGAAACUGCAAGAGGAAUUAACCAAUUUUUUCCAAGAAAAGAAUUGUAUCAAUGAGACCAGAUGCAGCAGUAAAUCAACUAAUAUUCACCACACACGCACAUCAGACAUGUUAUUGUAACAUAUAGUUUAUAAUUCUAAAUAACCAAUAAAAAUUGUAGUAAAUGAUAAAAUAACACUACCUUGGCCGCCAUUUUUAUUGCACGAGAUUUACACUGAAUCUCUUGUAUAUAAUAUAG
This is a messenger RNA of Gryllus bimaculatus (two-spotted cricket), 1618 nucleotides long. NCBI's taxonomy places the organism in Eukaryota, Metazoa, Arthropoda, Insecta, Orthoptera, Gryllidae. The record is from the annotation of a GenBank genome assembly.